AUGACUCCUCAAAUCUCCACCCGCAUCCUUGUGAUCUCGGAUACUCAUGGCGCCAAUCUUACCAACAACCACUUCGAGUCUGUGGAUCUAGUCAUACACUGUGGAGACCUCACCCAAGAAUCCAAACUCGAUGGGUUUAAACAGACGAUAGCGUUGCUAAACUCGCUUGAUGCACUGCUAAAGCUUGUCAUCGCUAGUAACCAUGACUUCACCCUUGACACAUCCGUGUUUGAGCAAAAGUUGAUUGAAGCGGGACUUAAACCACCUCACGAGGAUAAGGAUGUCAAGCAAGCUUACGGCGGGUUUAGCGAUGCUAGAGCGCUGUUGGAGAAGCAGCGUAACAAAGGGAUUAUAUAUCUAGACGAAGGAAACCAUGAGAUCACACUUGCUAACGGAGCUUUGCUGAACGUCUACGCUAGCCCAUAUACGCCAUCCAAAGCUGGUGGUUGGGGGUUUAGUUACCAUCCUGACGAGGGCCAUAACUGGAAUAUAGGCAAGAAUGUCGAUAUUGCAAUUACCCAUGGUCCUUGUAGAGGAAUCCUGGAUUACACACAUAACAAGCAACGAGCUGGAUAUCCUGAGCUAUUCGCUGCUAUGGCUAGAGUUCGUCCACUUAUGCAUUGCUUUGGGCAUAUCCAUGAAGCAUGGGGUGCGAAGNACACAUGGCGAGGCACCGAAUCUAGCGAUCACCCAUCGCACUUUAGAGAUAUCGAUACUGGGCAUUCGGAACUCAUCGAGAGGCUUGUCACUUUACGGCCUGGUAAGUUCGACUCUUCGACAGAGAAGCUUGUCAAGGAACAAAAGUUAUUGGGUCUUGUGAAGAAAGGCUACUGUUAUACUGCGAUGAGGGCGGAGAGGGGUAUGCAGACGCUGUUCGUAAAUGCUGCUAUUGAGGGAACAGAGACUGAACAACAGCAACUGCCUUGGUUGGUACAACUAGACCUUCCCAGGAAUACAUGA
Molecule: messenger RNA, 960 nt
Organism: Aureobasidium musti
Lineage: Eukaryota; Fungi; Ascomycota; Dothideomycetes; Dothideales; Saccotheciaceae
Source: the annotation of a GenBank genome assembly